UUCUCUGAAAGAUUCGCGGGCGCACUGAUGAAUACCACUCCUUGCCUGCAUGGGCUUUCACCUGCAACUUCAAACAAUUUGGAUUUCCACCCAAACCACAGGACUCCAAGAGUUCACCUUAACGUCCGAAAGGAAACCGCCCGGGAAGAGUUCAUUUCAGAGCCAAAGGAAAGCGGAGUGGAGGUGAAGCCUCCCAGUCUCCUCAGGGAUAUAAAUGGCCGCUGAAACCAAGAAACACUCCCUCCUGUCCAGCCUGGAUCCUCCUGCUGCUGCCUUACAACUCCGCUGAUCACGCGUGGCCCCGGGAGCCCAUUGGCCGACGCCUCACACACCUUUGCCGCUGAUUGGCCGGCCGCAGGCUCCGCCCCCGCCCCCGCCCGCGGCGCGGGGCAGGCGGAGAGGCUACCUGAAUGGGGAGGGGGCAGACGGCGCGCAGCGCGGCGGCGGCGGGAGCGACGUCGAGUGUCUCCGGGCGCCCGUCUGUGGCCAAGCAGCUAAGCAGCGUAGCAGCCAGUCAGCUCGUCGCCGGCAGCCAGGCAGCCAACCAUGCUCAACUUCGGCGCUUCUCUCCAGCAGGCUUCUGAGGAAAGGAUGGAAAUGAUUUCUGAAAGAUCGAAAGAGAGUAUGUAUUCAUGGAACAAAACUGCAGAAAAGAGUGAUUUUGAAGCUGUAGAAGCACUUAUGUCAAUGAGCUGCAGUUGGAAGUCUGAUUUUAAGAAAUACACUGAAAACAGACCUGUUACUCCAGUAUCUGAUAUGUCGGAGGAAGAGAAUCUACUCCCGAGUACACCUGACUUUCAUACGAUCCCAGCAUUUUGUUUGACUCCACCUUACAGCCCUUCUGACUUUGAGCCCUCUCAAAUGUCAAAUUUGAUGGCAUCAGCGCCAUCUACUGGACACUUCAAAUCAUUCUCAGAUCCUGCCAAGCCUCACAUUGCUGCACCUUUCAAAGAGGAAGAGAAGAGCCCAGCACCUGCCCCCAAACUCCCCAAGGCUCAGGCAACCAGUGUGAUUCGUCAUACAGCUGAUGCCCAGCUGUGUAACCACCGAUCUUGCCCAGUGAAAGCAGCCAGCAUCCUCAACUAUCAGGACAAUUCUUUUCGAAGAAAAACCCACCUAAACGUUGAGGCUGCAAGAAAAAACAUACCGUGUGCAGCUGUAUCACCAAACAGAUCCAAGUGUGAGAGAAACACGGCGGCAGAUGCUGAUGAGAAAGCAAGUCCUGCACUUUAUGACUUUUCGGUGCCUUCCUCAGAAACCGUCAUCUGUAGACCUCAGCCAGCCCCUGUGUCCCCACAACAGAAGUCGGUGUUGGUCUCUCCGCCUGCAGUAUCAACAGGUGGAGUGCCACCUAUGCCAGUCAUCUGUCAGAUGGUUCCCCUCCCUGCAAACAACCCCGUUGUGACGACAGUUGUUCCUAGCACUCCACCCAGUCAGCCACCAGCUGUCUGCCCGCCUGUUGUGUUCAUGGGCACUCAGGUGCCCAAAGGCGCCGUCAUGUUUGUCGUACCCCAGCCUGUUGUUCCGAACCCAAAGCCUCCAGUCAUGAGCCCAAACGGCACCAGACUGUCUCCCAUUGCCCCCGCGCCAGGGUUUUCCCCUUCCACAGCAAAAGUCACUCCUCAGAUUGACUCCUCCAGGAUAAGAAGUCACAUCUGUAGCCACCCCGGAUGCGGCAAGACGUACUUCAAGAGCUCUCAUCUGAAGGCCCACAUGAGAACACACACAGGAGAAAAGCCUUUUAGCUGUAGCUGGAAAGGUUGUGAAAGGAGGUUUGCCCGUUCCGAUGAACUGUCCAGACACCGGCGAACCCACACAGGUGAGAAGAAAUUUGCUUGUCCCAUGUGUGACCGACGCUUCAUGAGGAGCGACCAUUUGACCAAGCAUGCCCGGCGCCAUCUGUCCGCCAAGAAGCUACCAAACUGGCAGAUGGAAGUGAGCAAGCUAAACGACAUUGCCUUACCUCCAACCCCUGCCCCCACGCAGUGACCACUCAGAAGAUGAGAGUCUGAAGUAACUUUGGUCACAGCCAGGAGCCAGCGGUGAUGUAAAAAUGCUUCCACCGCAAGUCUGUGUCCCUCCAGUGUGGCUGAACGCAGGGCCCCCCAGCCUGAGGAGAAGCCUCCGCCCUGGGCUAGAGGACAGGAAGUGCUGCCGCCACAAGCAGGUCACAGAGUGGCAGGAUUCAUUUCUUAUCACAUAAGAGAGAUGAGAAAGCUUUUAUUCCUUUAAAUAUUUUUUGAAGGUUUCAGAUGAGGUCAACACAGGUAGCACAGAUUUUGAAUUUACGUGCACAACUUAUUACUUAGUUUUCACCGUUUAUACUUGAGACCAACUUUUCAAUGUGAUUCUUCUAAAGCACUGGUUUCAAGAGUCAAGACUGGAAAUAAACAUUACGGUACAGAGAUGGAGAUGGAAAAUUGAUUUGUAUUACAAAUAUUGGCAUCUUUUCCUAGUUACCUUGUUUACUAUUCCUAGUCUUUCCAGUCAACUUCGUGGAUGUAGUUGCUAAAUAUAUCUAGAGCUAGCAUUUUUAUACUUGCUAACAUUUGGAAUUCAGCAGCUUGUAUAUUGCUGAAGAGGGCCCAAAGAAUUGGAAUCCUCAAUAAUUUAAUUGCUUUGGAGUAUUGCUAUAAUUUUUUUGCCAUUUUUGUUUUGAAAGUUUAGCAGAUGACUAUAUCUAGGCAUUUAUUAUGCUUUGAACUUUAGUUUGCCUGCAGUUUCUUGUGUAGAUUUGAAAAUUGUAUACCAAUGUGUUUUCUGUAGACUCUAAGAUACAUUGCACUUUGUUUAGAAAAAAAAUUGAAGAUAAAAAUAUAUAUUGUAAAGAAGGGAUACCAAGACUUAGAUAACUCCUUGAAAAAGAUGACUUCUGUCAUCCGUAAAGUACCCUUAUAUUAUGAGGAUAUAAUGUGUGCUCUAUUGAAUUAGAAAGUUAGUGACCAUUAUUCACAAGGACAAAUGUCCUGUUAAUUUAUAGGAGUUUUUGUGGGGGAAGGAAGUGGAAUUAGGUGAAUAGAAGUUGUUAAAACAUUCACUUCUGUUAACGGUAUUUUGUUAUAUUCUGUUGUGUAGUGGAUGUUACAUACAGUGAUAAAACAAAAGUAAAUUGUUUAAAAUAUACAGUGAAAAAUGGCACUGUAUCUCUCCGUUUAACAUUUUUCUCUAUUGGGUAUUGAUUUCUGACAUCAAAACUUGGACCCUUGGAAAACAAGAAUUUUUCUUUUAAUUGAAAAAAAACUUUGUGAUUUACAAUUUGCACAAUAUCUCUUUUGUUGUACUUUAUAUCCUGUUUACAAUAAACAUUUCCUUUGGUAUA
Molecule: messenger RNA, 3319 nt
Organism: Hyaena hyaena (striped hyena)
Lineage: Eukaryota; Metazoa; Chordata; Mammalia; Carnivora; Hyaenidae
Gene: KLF10
Product: Kruppel like factor 10
Exons: 6
Coding region: 547-1989 (480 amino acids)
Biological process (GO): regulation of transcription by RNA polymerase II
Molecular function (GO): RNA polymerase II cis-regulatory region sequence-specific DNA binding; DNA-binding transcription factor activity, RNA polymerase II-specific
Source: RefSeq, a predicted model, not a curated record